AUGUCAGGGAAACGACGACUGCUCCAACGAGAAGUCACAUAUGAAGAUGUGAAAGACGAAGAAUUCAACAUACUCCAUCAGCUUGACUUUUAUGGUCAGCAGCUCCAAUUUUUUACUCGCCUGUGGGACAAACGCGACUGGAUGAAAACAGUCGUUGCACAUCAUCUCAACUUGGCAACACCCUCUAUGUGCGAAGUUUCGAAAGUGGAAGAUUGGCUCUAUGGUAGCUUCAACGUUUGUGUGCCGAUCAAUAUCAACCGUGAUCAAACAUCCCGGGUUCUUUUAAGAUUCCCUCUUCCAUACCGCGUCGGCGAGGCUCUAAAUCCCGGCAAUGGCGAUGAGAAGAUACGUUGUGAAGCAGCAACAUAUGCCUGGCUUCAAGAAAACUGCCCUGAGAUACCAAUAACUCAGCUCUAUGGCUUUUCAUUGUCAUCUGGCGAAGUGUACCGAAACACCAUAUCCAUUGACGGCCUGACUGGUAUUAAUACUGGUUAUCUUCUGGUCGACUUUGUCGAUAAAGCGAAAGGUCAAAUGCUCUCGACUACAUGGAGCAAUGGUCGACAUGACCCUAUGUUACAGACAAAUCUAUUCCGUGAUCUAUCUCGGAUUUUUCUUAGUCUUUUCCGAUCUCCGCUACCGAGAAUUGGCUCGUUGAUGAUUGAUAACCAAGGCUUCCUGCAUGUUGCUAAUCGACCUCUUUCAGUCCAAAUUCAGCAAUUGGAGAAUGAGGGGAUAUCUACUGAUAUAUCCCGUGACUAUACAUAUUCAACAGUCGACUCCUAUCUAACUGAUCUAUUGGGGGUUCAUGACAAUCGUUUCCGCUUCCAGCCAAAUGCAGUCAAUCAUCUCGGAGACUGUGCCUACCAGCUCUCCAUACUCACCGCUAUGCGAACGGUUUUUCAAUCAAUCUUCAGCCGAACUUUUCGAAGAGGUCCCUUUAUUCUCUCCUUCACAGACCUCCAUCAAAGUAAUAUCCUCGUUGACGACAAGUGGCAGAUAAAAUGCAUUGUGGAUCUUGAGUGGGCUUGCUCCAGACCAAUUGAGAUGGUCAUACCUCCCUACUGGCUUACAGACAAAGGCGUCGAUGAGAUAAUUCCAGAAGAAUACAAUUCUGUCCGCCAAAAAUUCAUGGAGGCUUUGGUUAGCGAGGAAAGGAAUCCAGUCUUUAAUACUACGAUCAAGCAUGAACAUGACUCUUCACCGUUACGUCUUUCAGAGAUCAUGAACAAAACAUGGGAAUCGGGGGCUUUCUGGUAUACAAUAGGGAUUUCAAGUCCCUCAGGGCUUUUCAAUAUUUUCAAUCACCAUAUCAAGCCUUUAUUUUGCGCUAAAGAAUAUGAUGAAGAUUUCGGCGUGGUUAUGCCUUUCUUCUUUGAGAAAAAUGUUGGAGUUAUCGCAGCUCGUAAGCUUGCAGACAAGGGGAAAUACGAUGAAGACCUCAAGCGUGCAUUUUAUUGCCAUACCGAAAAAGAAUGA
Molecule: messenger RNA, 1476 nt
Organism: Penicillium malachiteum
Lineage: Eukaryota; Fungi; Ascomycota; Eurotiomycetes; Eurotiales; Aspergillaceae
Exons: 2
Coding region: 1-1476 (491 amino acids)
Source: RefSeq, a predicted model, not a curated record